UUUAACUCCUCGACGAGCACUUUCCAUUUCCCACUUCCUUUUGCUUUUCCAAUCUGAUCCCCUUCUCGCUCUCUUCGAGCAUCGAUUCUCACGGAUUCAAGCUGCAAUCCCUUCCUUUCUAGGGUUUUCAGGGAGAGGGGAUGGAUUCGGAUGAUGAUAUGCAUGAUGCCAACGAUUUGGAGUCGCUGGAGGACGAUUUCUACAGCGGGGGCACGGGAAUCGGGAGUGAAGAAGAAGAUGAUUAUGAUGAUGAUGAUGAUGAUGAUGAUGAUGAGGACUAUGGUUUUGUGGAUAAUGAUUCUGAUGAUAUCAUGGAGAUCGCUGCUAAUCGCUACCAGAAGAAUUAUACGAUUUUGAAUGAAGCCAGCAUACAGCAGUGUCAAGAGGAUGAUAUAACCAGGGUGUCAACUGUACUUUCUAUUCCUAGAGUUGCAUCGUGCAUUCUUCUGCGCCAUUAUAACUGGAGUGUCAAUAAGGUGCAUGAUGAAUGGUUUGCAGAUGAAGAAAAUGCUAGAAAGACCGUUGGUUUAUUGGAGAAACUUAUUGAAAUUCCGAAAGAAAAGGAACUGGUUUGUGGAAUAUGUUUUGACACCUACCCUCGUGAGAAAAUGAAUGCUGCUGCAUGUGGCCAUCCUUUUUGUCAUGUCUGUUGGAGAGGUUACAUUGGCACUUCAAUAAGUGAUGGUCCUGGUUGCUUGAUGUUACGAUGUCCUGAUCCAUCUUGUGAUGCUGCUAUUGGUCAGGACAUGAUUUCUCUUUUGGCCACUCAUGAUGAUGCAGAGAAAUACUCAAAAUACCUUAUCAGGUCAUACAUUGAAAAUAAUAGAAAGACAAAAUGGUGCCCUGCUCCGGGCUGCGAAUUUGCUGUGGAUUUUGUUCUUGGAAGUGGAAACUUUGAUGUUUGCUGCAAUUGUUCACAUACCUUUUGUUGGAAUUGUACAGAGGAGGCUCACCGACCUGUGGAUUGUGGUACAGUUGCCAAGUGGAUAUUAAAAAACAGUGCCGAGUCCGAGAACAUGAAUUGGAUAUUGGCCAAUUCCAAGCCCUGCCCAAAGUGUAAGCGGCCAAUUGAGAAAAACCAGGGUUGCAUGCACAUUACAUGCACCCCACCUUGCAAAUAUGAGUUUUGCUGGUUAUGUUUAGGUGCAUGGUCUGAUCAUGGUGAGAGGACUGGUGGUUUUUAUGCUUGCAAUCGCUAUGAAGCAGCAAGACAGGAGGGUGUGUAUGAUGAAACUGAAAGGAGGAGAGAGAUGGCUAAAAAUUCUCUGGAGCGAUACACACAUUAUUACGAGCGCUGGGCGACCAAUCAGUCGUCACGACAAAAAGCACUUGCAGAUCUACACAGUAUGCAAACUGAAAAGCUUGAGAAGCUUAGUGAGAAACAAAGCCAACCAGAGUCUCAGCUGAAGUUCAUAAUUGAGGCGUGGUCUCAGAUAGUGGAGUGUAGGCGGGUAUUGAAAUGGACCUAUGCUUAUGGAUACUAUCUUCCCGAUCAUGAGCACGCCAAGAGGCAGUUCUUUGAAUAUCUUCAAGGUGAAGCAGAGUCUGGAUUGGAACGACUUCAUCAAUGUGUGGAGAAGGAACUUCAAAUUUACUUCGAUGCAGCAAAUUCUGUGCAAGACUUUAAUGAUUUCCGCACAAAAUUAGCUGGGCUAACCAGUGUGACUCGGAAUUAUUUUGAAAACCUUGUUCGCGCCCUGGAGAUGGGCCUCAAGGAUGUUGGUCCUGUCAACAACCAGGCAACCAGCAGCAAGACUUUAAGUUCAAAGAACUUGGGCAGCAGGGGAGGCAAGAGCGGGAAGAGCAAGAUGUGAAAACAACACCGGUAAUGCAAACUGCAGUGACUGCUUCCCCUGCUUGAAGGUUUUGGUUAGCGAUGAUGCUAAGAUGCAAUUGUGUAAUAUAAGGUAUGUGGGGAGAUAAGUAUUUCUCAAAGAAAAAUGUAGGGGAUAAGAAGAAGAGCUAGCAUUUUGUUGUAUUGACUGAUUGCUUAAAAAAAGAAAAAAGAAAAGAAAAAGAAAAAAAGUAAAACGAUGUAUAAUUCCCUGUAUAUGUAUGUAUAUCCUCCUGCUCACUGCCGUGUCUGUGUAUCCCGAGCACGAUGGAUAAUCGUUGUCAUGCACGUUGUAGUGUGCCCUUAUUGAAAACUUUUAAAACAAUCCAUCAUCCAUUUA
Messenger RNA from Dioscorea cayenensis subsp. rotundata (Guinea yam), 2174 nucleotides. RefSeq names its product probable E3 ubiquitin-protein ligase ARI7. The coding region runs from base 141 to 1814 and encodes 557 amino acids. NCBI's taxonomy places the organism in Eukaryota, Viridiplantae, Streptophyta, Magnoliopsida, Dioscoreales, Dioscoreaceae. The record is from RefSeq and is a predicted model, not a curated record. Gene Ontology annotation, molecular function: ubiquitin protein ligase activity; zinc ion binding; ubiquitin conjugating enzyme binding. Gene Ontology annotation, cellular component: ubiquitin ligase complex; cytoplasm. Gene Ontology annotation, biological process: ubiquitin-dependent protein catabolic process; positive regulation of proteasomal ubiquitin-dependent protein catabolic process; protein polyubiquitination. The transcript has 16 exons.